CAGCAGGCAGGAGGGAGGGGCAGAGCUGAUUUUAAGGGUUGUGCCACACAGAGACCACAGCUCUGCUUGCCUGUGGUGCUGGGAGAUGGACAAGUACCUGGAGCUGCCCACUGGUGGGAGGAUGCCCAUCCUGGGACUGGGGACCUGGCAGUCUCUGCAGGGAGCAGCAAGGGAGGCAGUGAGGUUUGCCAUCGAUGCUGGGUACCGCCACCUGGACUGCGCCCACCUGUACCAGAACCAGAGCGACAUCGGGGACGCCCUGCGGCAAAAAAUCCAGGAGGGCGUCGUCAGGAGAGAGGAGCUCUUUGUUGUCAGCAAGCUGUGGUCCACCUUCCACGAGAGGUCCCUGGUGAAGGAGGCCUGCCAGAAAACACUUGCUGCCCUCCAGCUGGAUUACCUGGAUCUCUACCUGAUGCACUGUCCCAUGGGAUUCAAGGCAGGAGAGGAGUUAUUUCCUGCAGAUGGAAAUGGCAGGAUCAUUCCCAGCGAUACAGAUUUUCUGGAUACGUGGGAGGCUAUGGAAGAGCUCGUGGACAUGGGAAUGGUGAAGGCUAUUGGAGUCUCCAACUUCAACAGCAAACAGAUCCAUCGGCUCCUGAGCAAACCAGGCUUAAGACACAAACCUGCAAAUAAUCAGAUUGAGAGCCACCCCUACCUUCCUCAGGAAGAGCUGAUUAAGUUUUGCCAAUCAAAAGGGAUCCCUGUCACUGCAUAUUGUCCCCUUGGAGCACCCAACUGGCCAGGGGCCAAGCCUGACCAUAUUUCUCUUUUUGAUGAUCCUCAAAUUAAAGAAAUUGCACUCAAGCACAAGAAAACCCCAGCUCAGGUGCUUAUCCGGCUCCAAAUUCAAAGAAAUGUGAGUGUAAUUCCCAAAUCUGUCACUCCACAGCGGAUUGAAGAAAAUUUCAAGGUGUUUGACUUUGAACUGACUCAGGAGGAGAUGGAGACUCUCCUCGGUUUCAAGAAGCGCUAUCGCAUCUGUGCGCUGAGCGAAUGCAAAAAUCACAAGGACUAUCCUUUUUUUGAAGACUGAUAUAGGCAUCAGCUUCAGAUCCCCCAGGAAUCCAGACCAUUUACUGUUAUUUCAAGCAAUAUCCAAUGCUUUGUGUAUUAAUUCAUGAUAGAAGGGGAAUAUGUGUUAAAAAAAUGCUAGAAGGUAACUCACAGGCAUUCUGAAGAUUCAUCUUGAACAUGGAUACAUUUGCUUUCCUUAUUAUCAACCACUUGUACCAGUCCUUUAUCUGCUCUUCUAACACAAUUUUCAUUUGCAGCAAAGUAUAUAUUCUCUAUUAAUUUUACUAAUGAUAAUGAAGUUUAAUAAACUCAUAUUUGGAUUAAGAAAAAGCAGUCUUGGUCAUAAUUAUAAAACCUGACAAAAGGGUAAUGCAUACACUACUUUUAAUUAUCAGUACAAGACAAUCUAUUUAACAUCAGAACAUCUUAAUGAGAGGAGAGGCUGAGUUCAGUAAUUUCAGUGUAACAGAAUGAAAGCUCUUUAGAGGACACCACUGCAUUAUGAUUCAGGAGAUCUUAAUGAUGUCUCCUAUUUAUGAACUUCCAAAAACUAAUAAACUACUAAGAGAUUUAUAUGUUUGGUUUAUACUAUCUGCAAGAGUAUACAAAUACUGCCUUUAUCAGUAGAAUGUCUGCAGCUGAGACUGUGAAUCUCUCCUAGAAAAUCCAGAGUCUGAUAAAGGAGACAGGAAUUAUUUUGUUUGGCAACUGUCAUACCUAGCAAGCAGAAAAGCUGGUCAGCCUCACAGAAGCCAAAAGUAGAUUUUUCACUCUCCUGUACUGUUCCUUAGGUACUGUUUGCUUGUUUUUUUGACUCAUAGGAUGUCUCUGCUUAAAAACAAAAAGUCAGUGCUGCUGCAGCACACAGCAGUUUUAAUGAGGUGCUGUAAAGCAAGGUUUGCUCUUUAACACUUCACUCAAAACUCCUGUACUUGCUUUAGGCUCUUGCAGCCCAGGAUAAGAACAAAGAUAAGAACAAAAAUAAGAACAAAGCAGAGAAAAGGAAAAUUGUGUAAUUAAGGUUCAGGACUACAAUACACACUUUAUGGAUAUCCUUUUCCAACUGAUUGUCUUUGUAGUUGAUAAAGGAAAUAAUAACAUAUCUUUGAGCUACUUCAGACUUUUCCAAGAUGUUUGAAUAACAGGUGCCCUAGAAACAACAGAACAAAUUCCCAUCAAAUUACAUUUCCUACAGCAACUCUUCUAAAGAAAGGGGUCUGAAAAAUUUAUCAGGAAUUGACACUGAACAGUGAUAAUGCAGUGAUGUGGAGAGGAAGGUGCCUGUAAUGGGCAUUCUCUUGCUUUCUCCUCCUGAGCAUGCUACAUGUAAAGGCCAGCUGCAGGACAUCAUCCUAAAUGCAAUUAGGAAGUGAACUCUGUGAGAGGUGCUCUGCUCCCAGGUCUGGCCUGUGGUCACUUGCCAAUCUACAGCAGUAGCAGCAAUACCUUAAGGCUGUAGCAAACAGCUGGUCUUGAAAUCAUCUCUACUUCAUAGGAAUUUUCUGACCACAUUCCAAUUUAAUCACAGCUAUCAGACUUGAAGCUAUUUACAGGAUGUUUAUAGACUGUGGUGGGCAGGAAGUCAGACUAGAUGAUCACAGUAGCCAUAUAAUAGUAAAAAAUUCAAAACAAGUUGGAAGCCAGAGAUUGUGUGUUUGUUUCAGAGACAAUAGAUCUGUUUCAGCUGCAGAGACUUUAGCAAAGGUAAAAGGAGAAGAAUUUGGGUGGUGUCAGUUACUGGGAAGUAAAUCCCCCCUGUUUUGCAGCAGAACCACAGCCCUAUUUACAAUGUGCCUUUCUAGAACAGAGUUGCUGCCUCCCAGCAAGCACAACCCUGAGCCUGCUGCCAGGAGCUGGAUGGAAAGGUUUUCAGUAUCCCAAAUUAAUUUUCGGUUUCCACCAGCUCUGCAGCACUUUUCUCACACCAAAGUCACAGAUACAUGGUUCCUAGUCAGCAGCAACAUUAUCUGUGCCAAUGAGCCCAGUAAAAUGAAAAGACCUUAGCUGAGCAUUUUGUCUUUGUAUCACAGUGUGUUGUCCCAUGACUUCAGCUUUUUAUUGUGGAGUUCAUCCAUUCUGGUACAGUCAAGCCUCAUGAGACGUUCCAAAGGGGCUGAGCAAAAAAAGUAAAAUGUUAUGUCUGUGUUUUGAAGGGAAAACUGGAUAACACAGGUAAAGAACAAGAGGUAAAAAUCCAAAACUCUGCUGCUGAUUGCUGCUCAAGUUUUCCAUUUACUGGAAUUCCAAACUCUCUCAUGUUGAGGUCAACGUUGUUCAAAAGCAAACUGAAUGAGAAGUCAAAGACAGUCAAGUACAAACCCAUUUCAUGAAGUUUUUGCAAGCAAUCCUCCACAAGAAGUACUGGUCCUUGCCUUGCUCUGAAUCUUAAAAAACAGAUUAGGAUAAUCAGUGGCCUUGGAAUAAGUUAUACAGAUGGUAGUAAGAAAUAAGAAUAAGACUUUCCUUGACCUGACACCAGCACAAGGAGCUGCUCCAGAUGUUUAUCAAAUAUGGAGCAGCUCACAAAAGUGUGACUGGAAAUACACCAGUUGUUAUUCCCUCCAGUAAAAACCAGUAGAAUCAAAUGAACCUAUCAGCAAAUCAGCCCCAAACAAACAAGAGGUGGCAAUUCUUCACUAGCUGUGAGUGUGAAGCAUCAUUCCCUUGGAACAUAAGAGAUUCAGAAGGUAACUGAAUAACAAAUAGUUAAUUGAUGGAUGUUAAACAUAACAUAUUUUGAGAAUAUUUGAAUAACACUCUGCUGCAGUGCUCAACUUACUCAUCUUCAGCAACUUAUUUUGACCCCAGCUGGAGACAAGAUCCUGCAAUAUGUAGAUACUUGGUUUGAUUUAGUUCAGCUGCUCUUAUGAGCAAAUACCAGCUGGCUUGUAAUCAGGCCUGUUUCAGUUUAGAACAGCUUGAUUGUGCAAUCAGCUUUUUUUUUUCUUAAGCAUUUGGAAAAAAUAUGGAGUUUUGCAGAUGUUUGCACCAGUGGUCCUGUACCACGCACUUAAGUUAAAAUGCAAGACUUGUGGGGUUUAUUUAAUAGUUUUAAGAGCUGCCUCACAGGUAAAAUAAACAUGGUCCUGCCAGAAUAAGACAGUGCUGUGUAUUUUAAAGAGACCAAGGACAAGGCAGAGGGAGGGAUGACAAAUAGUUACUGACAGUUUGUAGAGUAAUAAGUGACUGAAAUGAAAAUAAUUUGUCUCAAGUUAACUCUGUGCCCCAGUUAAGCAAAAUACUCCAGAUUUCUAGUUCUCUUCAACACAGUGAGUGCACAUGAAAAUCCAAAGGCAGGAUUUUCUUUUCCCAUUUUGAGUACUGUAGUUUCCUGUGCCCCAGUUUUCACAACUCUGAAACAAGUGCACUCCACAGCACUUGUGCAGUCUUGUGAGCUCAGCAAGAGGAGAGGUCCUGCCUCCUUUUUCCCUGAGGGAAGCAAGCACCAAUUAAAGAGCAUCAUAUGAAAAGUGAUUUCAGCCAGGCAGCCCUGUGUAUUUGUGCUCCAUUAUCAAAAAAUAAAUCUAUUUUCUCUCAAAGGAACAUCAGUUGCAACCUGAAACAAACAUGCUAUGCAUGUCAGACUCUGUGCUGUCCUACCUUUAACCAGCAAGAUGCCAGUUCCAAAUACUUCUUGUCUCCUCUACUACACAAAAAAACUUGCAGAAACACCAUCUUGCCUUCUCUAAUGAGAAAAUUGCUGAUUUUCUCACCUGUUUUCCCUGAUAGACCAGUUCACCAUCAUUCUUUGCUACCAUGUAAAAGGAUCUGUCCUGUGAGAGCCAUUUUCCUUUUAAACAUGAAAUAAAGGCCUGCUAAUCUGGUAUCACUUGGAGCAGUGAAUGCAGCUGGAAGUGAAAGCAAUUCUGUGCAAGCACUGAUUUUACCAGUUCCAAGGACGUAUUUUUUUCUGUUAGCUGCUCUUAAUCCUUGCUGUAGGCUGGAAAUCCUCUUCCCAGGGUGUGCUACAGUAUCACACUAGCUCAGCUCCUGCAAAGAGUCCCCAGAAAGUCUAGGAAGAGGCCAACAAGGUGGAGCUGAACUACAAGUUCUUAAAUUAAGAACACAAAACAAAACACAACCAACUUUUCAUUGGAAGAGCUACAAGACUGUAUUUGUCCUUAACAAUGUCUUUGAUCAGAAACCCAGAGAUCUGUCAAAUCACAACACAAAAACAAAUGCUGUGAAGGGUUUCAGCAGGAAGAGCUCAGUUAGCAGGAAUGCUGAGCUCCGGAUAUUCAGCUCUUUGAUCUUUCCACUUCACCUUGUAGGAGAUGAAAGGAAAUCUCUGCUCUUGUAGGCAGCAUAUGGCACAAGCAUGGGGGUACAACAGGCUGUAUUUUACUGUAAUAAUUCUUGGACUAAAGGAAGGCUCACCAUUAAGGGUGACAAGGUUUCCUGUCCCUCCCUUCCCAGGCUCUGUUCCAGCCUGUGCAUCGUGACCCCUGCACUCAGGUGCUCCUGUUCACCCUCAAUUCUCACCCUGAUACUCCACCAGGAUCCAAGCCCUCUGCCGGCUGAGUGCUGCACCGUGUCCCAGAACGACCCUUGCCAAAUUCCUUCCCCCCUAAGUCAUGCAGGGAAAUACAGAGAGCCUGUUACAAUGGCACUCCACCUCCCUCCUGCCCUGCAGCACUCUGCCUUCCAAGCUGUCUCCAGUAAAAUUCCUACUUCCAGAAUGGAAAAUUUCAGGCACAAACUUUCAUAAAGUUACAGUGAAAUGAAAACAGAGGAAGCUAACAGAACCUGAUGUACUAUUUUGGAAACCCUGACCCCUCAAUGCAAAGUCUUGCCAGAACACACUUGUCACAAAAAUGCUAUUUGCAAGCAAGUCAACAUUGCCCCAAACAGUUUUCUGUCACAGCUGAGACUAUGCAAAGAACAUCACCCCCUCUGGCUUUUUUAGAUGCCUUAGGGCCUUUGUUUAUCACAUUAAAGAUUACCAAAAACACUUGUAGAGCUGAAGCUUUCUGUAAGUGCUUAUAAGCCUAGAAUUUAAAGUGAUUUAUAAUCACUUUAUAGUAGAAUAAUCAACAUUAGAGGAGCAUAUUGCUUCAAGUCAGACACUGAUUCUCUCCUCCUCGUAUUUUAAGUUAACUCAUUCUUGUCUGUUCAGCUUACUGUAAAUUGUGACCAAAAACUAAUUCUGGUCUCAGCAUUACUGGAAAGAGUUUUAAAAAUAGUUUUAAAAUAUUCUAAUAAAUACUAACCACUACACAGAGAAAGCAGAUUUUUUUUUUUGUAAUUUUCCAUUAGUAUGACUCCUUAUGAUCAGAACCAGGAAAGAAACCACCUAUUUCACAAUUUCUUUGAUAUCAACUUGCCUUCAUGUAACAUUUCAACCUGGCCAAGUUGACUUCAAGGUUUGCUAUGCAAUUACAGAAUCACAAUCCUACAUUCACCAUUUAAAUUGGCUUUGCCCUGGUGUCCUCCCUUUUCCAUCAGUUCAAAGAGAAUCCCCUUUGUGCCAGGCCUACACAACCUCCUCAGAGGGACCACUCACAUCCCAGAUCUACUCAGACAUCUAGAAAACUCACAGGAAUAUACAUGCAAGAAAGCCACCCAACAUUGUUCACAAAAUGUAUUUGAGCACUGGUAAAAGCAGUGGCUAGUCUUGAACAGCUCUCAGGUGGCAACAGCUUUAAAACCACUAGAUGCAAAUACUGUGAAAAUCACAAACACUUCACAAGCCAGAAGUUCAGUAUCAGCCUAAUUUUUUUUGUGCUCCCUGAACAAAGAAUUAAGCUACUGAUCUGCUAGCUCAAUGACACUGAAUCUUAUUGGAAACCUGUUUUUACUAUACUUGCCAACAGUAUCUUUUACAAGGACCAAAUUCCUUCCUGCAUCAUGUGCUCCCCUCCUGGAGAGGGGAAGUUUCCUACUGCUUAUCAGAGCAAUCCCAUAGGAUGCUGUGUGGGCUUCAAGUCUUCAGUGGAAUAAGUUUUUUAUUAGCAAAAGUAAGCUAUCACCUCAGUAAAAUAAAAACUGAGCUAAACAUGAUUGCAUUGGUUGUCAGAACCAAACCAGUUCUAUUUAAAGAGAGACACAAACAGAGUCAUCAGCCCCAAGUUCAACCAUGAGAACAGCAGGCAGCUCCCAGGCACAUGUAAGAAGUCAACAUCAUGAUUUUCUGGGGGAUGGUAAUUUCCCUUGCUUUUGUGUCCUCUCUAGAGACAGCUGACAAUAUACAGCUGCUCCAGCACUACUACCAUUAGAGCAUUGCUGAAAUAACCAUCUCAUUACACACAGUAAUGAAACUGUAUUUUAUUAUAAGCAAAACAGCUUUUAUAUCACAAAGAAACCAGGAUCUAUACACUUUUCAAAGAGCUACCCACGUAGAAAUCACUUAGAAAUCAACUUACACUUCCAAUUAGAGGAGAAAAAGGCAUGGAGUGUUACAAAGAAACAGAACCAACCCCAAAAGUAAUCAGAAAAAAAGCAGACUUCACUAUGCAACAUCUGCCAAUAUCCUGGUCCUUCCAGAUAGGAAUAAUCACUAGCUCCAAAUCACAGUAAUCCAAAAUAAAAGUGACUGCUUGUUCAAACUUGCUCAAUGCUUUCUGCUUACCGAUUCCAGACUUGCUGUUUGGCAAAGAAAAUCUACUAGUCCACACAGUGUGCUCUUCAGAACCAUUUCAGCAUUUCCUUCUUCCAAAAAAAGAAAA
This is a messenger RNA of Oenanthe melanoleuca, 7679 nucleotides long. RefSeq names its product aldo-keto reductase family 1 member B1-like. Gene Ontology annotation, cellular component: cytosol. NCBI's taxonomy places the organism in Eukaryota, Metazoa, Chordata, Aves, Passeriformes, Muscicapidae. The record is from RefSeq and is a predicted model, not a curated record. The transcript is spliced from 10 exons. The coding region runs from base 86 to 1033 and encodes 315 amino acids. Gene Ontology annotation, molecular function: aldose reductase (NADPH) activity.